ACAAAGAUAAGCCGCAGUAGGUAAAAUUGAUAAAGUGGAUUAGCGAAGUAUAUAAAUAGCAAAUUGGCCAAAAUUUUUCAAUGGCUCUGGACUCAAAAGAGUCACCAAUUUAGUCAUACAAAAGAGUCUCGGUGAAUGGGAGGUGGAUCAAGUAGUGAAGUUAAUAACAGGAAGAUGACAACUUCAUUUUCUGGUCAAUUGGCCUGUCCUGUGGAGUUCGGGCAUAUAUUUCUUGUAUUCGGUAAAACAACUAGCGCAGCAAAUCGUUUAGAUGUUAAUCUAGCCGCACACAAACACCUUGGAGAGAUUCCUCUGCAUAUCUCUGUGAGAUUUCGAGAGAAUAUAGUGGUGAGAAAUAGCAAAACAGGGCCAAUAUUCGCUGUAGAGGACAAAACUCCAGGAUUCAACAAUGUAAGGAAUCCUCUGGUUGCUGGACAGGAAUUUAAAAUUUAUGUAUUAGUUGGAGCGGAUCGCUUCCAUAUUUCCCUGAAUGAUGAACCUUUCGCGGAAUUUAUGUUUCGUGCACCUCCCAAUCGUAUCUCUGUACUUCAAGUGCUUCAGGAUGUUGAGUACAUUCGGCAAGUGGACCAUCGUAAGGCCUAUCCAUCACCGUAUCCAACUCUUCAAGUUCGUUUAAAAUGGUGCACUUUUUCUAAUGAUCUGCCGAUUGCCUAUAAAGCUGGUCAUGUUGUUGUUGUUACGGGCAUUGCCCUGGGAAAUCAUCAGGGACACUUUAUCAUACGCUUCCUAGAAGGUCACACCCAGAAACAGGGACUCCAUUUCAAUGUGAGAUUUUCUCAACGCGAAGUUGCCAGGAAUCACACGGUUAACAGUGCAAUGGAAUUCAAUCCGAAUGAUGAAGAGAGACAUGGAGGAUUUCCUUUUGAGCUAAAUCGUCCCUUUAAAAUUGCUUUUGGUUUUGGGGAACGUGGAUUUAGAAUUGCAGUAAAUGGAUCAUACUUCUGUGAAUACGGUUAUAGAGGACGAUGGAAUAACUUUACAGGAAUUAAAUGUUCAGAGCAUAAUGAAUUAAUACUGAGCAUCAUGGAGGUGGAUCAUGUAAAGCACGACAGGACUUUGAUGAAUUUUGAGCAGUUAUCUCGCUUCUGAAAUCAUGUAAAGUUAACCGUAAACUAGAAAAUGCAAUUUUUUUUAUAGAUCGGUGGUAAAUAAUAAAACUAUAUCAUAAUUCAGAAAA
Messenger RNA from Phlebotomus papatasi, 1198 nucleotides. RefSeq names its product galectin-9-like. The transcript is spliced from 2 exons. Lineage: Eukaryota; Metazoa; Arthropoda; Insecta; Diptera; Psychodidae. The record is from RefSeq and is a predicted model, not a curated record. The coding region runs from base 136 to 1110 and encodes 324 amino acids. Gene Ontology annotation, molecular function: galactoside binding; carbohydrate binding.